AUGUUGGUGAUUACCAUUCGAGAUCCCGACAAGGAAAUGUAUGCGCUACGCCACUCGGUAUCAAUAUACGUAAACUGUUUAAGAAUCAAGAUCCACGGGUUUGAGAUAUUCCUAUCCGAUCUUGCGGUCCUAAACAGUCACCUGCCCAGGGAGGAUAUCAGGAAUAUUGUUGUACCGAACAAUACUCCUCUCAAUCCCACCAUUGGGAAAUGUAUAAAGUAUAUCGGUCGUGCGAGUGAUCUUAUCAUCGUUGCUGUUACUUUUGAGGACGAAGGUAAAGGCGAAGAUGACGAAGACGAACGCGCAGAUGAAUAUGAAGAUGACAAUGAAGGCGCAGUUGUGCCCUGGGGAAAUGUCAUUGUCGAUGAGACUUGGGCUGUUUUGGUGGUUCUAGUGACAAUUCGAAAAGUCUUGUUACCACUGUUAGUCUCUGUCGCAGACGCCGAGGUUGAGAUUGGAGCUUCAGUUGCGUUUCUGUCUUCAUCUGAAGUUCUGGUGCCACUUGCUUCUAAUUUAACCUCCUUUUCUUUGUUAACGCUAUAUUCCUCACCGUUCAACACGCAGACGGCGCCUGUGGCAGCUUUCGAGGAUGUUGCUCCUAUUGUUUUUGUUUCCCAUAUGUGUUGA
Messenger RNA from Paracoccidioides lutzii Pb01, 627 nucleotides. RefSeq lists its product as hypothetical. The record is from RefSeq and is a predicted model, not a curated record. The coding region runs from base 1 to 627 and encodes 208 amino acids. The transcript is spliced from 2 exons.